Messenger RNA from Aphanomyces astaci, 1326 nucleotides. RefSeq lists its product as hypothetical. The transcript is spliced from 5 exons. The coding region runs from base 1 to 1326 and encodes 441 amino acids. The record is from RefSeq and is a predicted model, not a curated record. NCBI's taxonomy places the organism in Eukaryota, Oomycota, Saprolegniomycetes, Saprolegniales, Verrucalvaceae.
AUGUCGUCCAACGGAGGCGCCUCCACGUACGAGGUUGACGACAAAACACUCAUUCGGCGUCGGUACUUCCGUGAGAAGCAGCGGGAGUAUCGCCGCAAGAUUUAUGAUGACGGGGCGAGUAUCAAAGCACAGUGCGUGCACCUUCAAUCGAUCAUUGCCGGUCUUCAAACAGCCAAGCCGCUGUCGGUCGCACCACGUGAAGCAAACGAUGGUCAGGUUGAAGAUCAGUACCCAUCGGCAAGCAUGUCCUCGAAAGGAGGUGCCUCCAUGUACGAGAAUGCCGACAAAAUUCCCCCUCGGCGUCAGUACUUUCGAGAGAAGCAGCGCGAGUAUCGCCGCAAGAUGAUUGCUGACGGGGCCGCUUUGAAAGCACAGUGCGUGCACCUUCAGUCGAUCCUUGUCCGUCUUCAAACAGCCAAGCCGCCGUCCAUGGUGCCACGUGAAGCAAGCGAUGGUCCGUUGUCCUGGCAUUCCAUUGCCAUGGUGUUCAAAAGAGAAGCCCAUCGUGUCUUGACGGACCGCCAGUCACUGAUUACUCAAACGCAAGAGUUACAAUCCCUCACGAAGGCCAUGCAACGCUUUGUCGUGACGAACAUUCAGCCGCCCAUGUCCCGCAGCAAUGCGUGGCAGAAUGCAACACUGGCGGCCGACCCGACGGCUCGAAACCUCGGCAAGGAGUGGCUCACGCAGCAUAUGUACCACAACAUACACGAGCCGUUAGCGUUUCUUCCAGCAGUGAGCUAUGGCGACGAGUAUUUCGAUGUCGACGCGCAAAUGUCAAACGACGAUAACCCGUUCGCGUGCAUUGAAAGGGCGCAGUUCACAUGGCCAGGCACGGUGCAAAUGUUUCGACGCCUAAUGGAGAGUAACAUUCAGGCGGUGGUGGAAGAGAUCACAGCCAACACGCGCCUGUUUCACACGACCACAUCCAAAGGCGUCUUCGUGAACUCACUCCGAGGCCACUUCUCCGAAGCCAACCGGUUCGUCAUGGUCAUUCGGGAAGUUGAAGAGGACGAAGUUUAUGUGUGUGACCCCCAGCACAAACAGCGGCACUUCAUGUCGUGGACCGAGGUGCGGCAGAUAUCGCCAACACACAUCUUACUGCGCUUAGUCACCCAUGCGUCUCACUUAUUUCGAGCCAACGGCAGGUUUGUGAGUGUGGACGAGCUCGCGGCGACGAGGGGCAUUAACCUGACGGGUAUCGACGACGGCGACAAGGACGCGUUCGUGCGGCGCGAACUGAUCCGACGGGGGCGUGCGGAUUUCGUGCCAUGGCGGAAACGUUUAAUGGACACGAUGCACCAGAGCGCGACAAACUAUUUGUAG